CCAUUGUUUCACAGACAUAACACACACCAACCAGUAUGUCAGACACAGGUUUGCCAGCAUAAUAGUUAAUUAUUUGCACUACUCGCACCGAAGUGAGUUAGUGCCCCAAAGGGCCUCUCCAACCAAGAAGCCGAUCGAUUCGGUCCCGAAGAGAACUAUCAUGCGACACUCCCUCAACACUUUUCGUGUUCAGCUGCUGCCCCGCGACCGUUGCAUUCGGAGCACUGGUCGAGAUAAUCGUGGUCUUCUUCCCCGUCAACCAUUUCGCCCUGGUCUCCGCAGCUUCUGCAUACGUUGAUGCAUUCUCGGUGGUUUCGAUCGGGAGCUAUUUCCAGUCUGACACGUCCUAUGUUGAGUGAGCGACAGAGAUCGGAUAUCUUACAUUCAUAAGAGCCUGAUGCUGCCGAGAGCUUUGGCACCCAUUCUGAUUAUAAUGGUCUCGCACAUAGCAUUGUGGGGGAACUUUAUGGACAAAGUCCCAUUCAUAUUCGCAAUGGCUGGCUUGGACACCUCGGUCGGGAUGUGUUCAAUAUUCUCGAGACCCAUCAGCGAAGGAGAAUCUGCACUUCUUCCCGCUAGCUCUUCAGCCGAAUUCCAUGGCAUGCUUAACUUUGAAGAUGGCGUCGGACUUGGGAGAGAUAUACGGUCUACCAAUAGAGGGCUUCUAUGGCCGCUUUGAUCCUCGGUUUUCUCUAAAUCCCAAGCGGAGAUUCUAUCAAAUCGAUUAUCGAUCGCCAAAGGUGCCUCGCUACCACUUCCUGAGCGAUCGAUGCGAUCCUUCUUCGCCACUCCAUUGUCGUUUCUGCAUGAUCUGCCUUGGAGCCACGAGGCUACAAAAUCCGACCGCCCUCCACGGUGGAAGAAAAUAUCUGACUCCGGCUCUUCGCCAAUAUGAAUUAGAAGAUCAGUUUCUCUCUUUUGCCAAGAUGCUUUGCCUUGAAAUUGGUUCCCGUUAGCAUUCCCAUUCAUAUCUCGAAGUCAUUAAACUUGGCCUACCUGUCGACACCGCUGUUCUAUUCUUGAGGCCGACUUGGCGGGUAGGUGUACUUUGCAGUUGCUGAGUUCUGUCUUCAUGCGACUUUCCCGGAGCUGAAUUUGAUAUUCGCUCUCUAUGGGCGACUCCUGGCGUUUGAAUUGCCUUUGGCGAAGAAAAGCUCGAUCCGUCUGCGAAGGUUGGCGAUCUUGGACCGGCAAGUUGAAGCGCCUGGAUAUCCUUGGCGUUGCAUAAUACUUCGCCGUCGGUCAGAUUCGUUGCAUCUGACGUGAGAGCUUCCAAUUCGCUCAUAAAUCUGGGUUGAGUAUGCGCUUCUCUGAGAGACUUACUCGCUUGGAAAUCGGUUUCGACCUUUAUCGGAAUUCUGCUCUUUAUUCCCCGUUUCGGGAUAUUAAGAUCUGCCUUUCGUGGUGAUAACGCCACUGUGAGUGAUCUGUUAGAAUCGACGAUAUCCCGAUCGUUUGAUCUACUUUGGGUCUUUGGCGCGCAGUGGAUUAUGGUAGCAGUGGAUUCUUCCCGCUGAUGGGAAGGAUAUCGCCGUCUCACCAUACUCCCCGGUGUGAGAUAGUUGGAUUCCAUAUUCCAAAGAUUGCCAUGGUCGGGGUUACUCGUGCCGAAUUGUCCAGAGUCAGUACGUCUCGAUGCAGUGUCGGAUUCGAUGUAAUAUUCUAGAACUAUAGGGACUUCCCCUUCUUCCAGAGCUUUA
Messenger RNA from Coccidioides immitis RS, 1700 nucleotides. RefSeq lists its product as uncharacterized. NCBI's taxonomy places the organism in Eukaryota, Fungi, Ascomycota, Eurotiomycetes, Onygenales, Onygenaceae. The record is from RefSeq and is a predicted model, not a curated record. Bases 597 to 956 code for a protein of 119 amino acids. The transcript has 3 exons.